Molecule: messenger RNA, 2572 nt
Organism: Meriones unguiculatus (Mongolian gerbil)
Lineage: Eukaryota; Metazoa; Chordata; Mammalia; Rodentia; Muridae
Gene: Hoxd13
Product: homeobox D13
Exons: 2
Coding region: 85-1107 (340 amino acids)
Biological process (GO): regulation of transcription by RNA polymerase II
Molecular function (GO): RNA polymerase II cis-regulatory region sequence-specific DNA binding; DNA-binding transcription factor activity, RNA polymerase II-specific
Source: RefSeq, a predicted model, not a curated record
CACAGCGAGGAGGGAGGAGGCGCGGCGCGCCAUGGUGUCGUGCGCGGGGCCGGGGCCGGGGCCCGGGCCGGGCCGGGCCGGGCCAUGAGCCGCCCGGGGAGCUGGGACAUGGACGGGCUGCGGGCGGACGGCGCGGCCGCCGGGGCGGCGCCGGCCUCGUCCUCGUCCUCCGCGGCGGCGGCGGCCGGCCAGUGCCGCGGCUUCCUGUCGGCGCCGGUGUUCGCGGGGCCACAUUCCGGGCGCGCGGCGGCGGCGGCGGCCGCGGCGGCCGCGGCGGCGGCGGCAGCCUCGGGCUUCGCCUACCCGGGGACCUCCGAGCGCACGGGCUCGUCGUCAUCGUCGCCCUCCUCGGCGGUGAUCGCCGCUCGCCCCGAGGCCCCGGGGGCCAAGGAGUGUCCCGCGCCGGCCGCCGCGGCCACCGCCGCCGCCCCGCCGGGCGCCCCCGCGCUGGGCUACGGCUACCACUUCGGCAACGGCUACUACAGCUGCCGCAUGUCGCACGGCGUGGGCCUGCAGCAGAACGCCCUCAAGUCGUCGCCGCACGCCUCCCUCGGAGGCUUCCCGGUGGAGAAGUACAUGGACGUAUCCGGCCUGGCGAGCGGCAGCGUCCCGGCCAACGAGGUCCCCGCGCGGGCCAAGGAAGUGUCCUUCUACCAGGGCUACACGAGCCCCUACCAGCACGUGCCUGGCUACAUCGACAUGGUGUCCACCUUUGGGUCGGGGGAACCUCGGCACGAGGCGUACAUCUCCAUGGAGGGCUACCAGUCCUGGACGCUAGCCAACGGGUGGAACGGCCAGGUGUACUGUGCCAAGGACCAGCCGCAGGGCUCCCAUUUUUGGAAAUCAUCCUUUCCAGGGGAUGUGGCUUUAAACCAACCGGACAUGUGUGUCUACCGACGGGGAAGGAAGAAAAGGGUGCCUUACACCAAACUGCAGCUCAAAGAACUGGAGAACGAGUACGCCAUUAACAAGUUCAUUAACAAGGACAAGAGGCGGCGGAUCUCGGCUGCCACGAACCUCUCGGAGAGACAAGUAACCAUUUGGUUUCAGAAUCGAAGAGUGAAGGACAAGAAAAUCGUCUCCAAGCUCAAAGAUACUGUCUCCUGAUGUGGGCCAGCUUGGCCACAGACAGUUUAAAUGCUUUCAGUUGUCUCCAAAAAUACCUUUGGAAAGACUUGAAAAUGUAUUUAAUUUCCCCCCUUCCCUGCCUAGGAUGGCAAGCAUUGUGAAUCGGUUUCUCCCUCUCUUUCUCUCUCUCUCUCUCUUGACCUUUAUCUGGCUCUAAAACUUUUUGCUGCCCAAUCUGACCUUGUAAUUCUGUUUCUUACUUGCUUAUUAUUGUUUUGUUCUUGUCUAGAUUUGUUUUUUUAUAUAUAUAAUUUUUAAACAUUGUUUCUCCCUCCAGGCCAGUAUAAAAAAAACAAAAAAACAAAAACAAAAACUUGAAGUAUUUUUUUCAAUAAUCCCCCAAACUGUAUUUCAGAAGUGCCCGUUGGAUUUAGAGGUUUAUUUUUUAGCAGGAUUUUAUAUGUGUUCCCAGCACUGAUUAUGCUUAUAAUCCAUUAGGCCAGAAUCACUUCAGCCAUUUUGUACCCUAUGAUUGUGUAAUUAAAUCAUUAACUCUCAGAAGUUUCCCCAAGGCAAGUGGAAACAGCUCUGGGCACUCAGUGACUUAGAAUCAUUGGGAAAGUCUGAAACUUGGAGGUUGAGGGCACUGUAAAAUGGCUUUAAAAGCAGCUACCUUACUAAGAGUGAAGUGAAGACAAUCUCCCCUAUCUUUGGCAAGCUCCUUUGCUGUUUGUGUGGUUUUAGCAUGCCUCGUAGCUGUAAUCUUUUAAUCUGAAAACAGUUUUCCUCAUGAAUGCCUUCAUUUCUCCAACUCUAGAUGAAGCUAUUUAAAUACCUACACUUGGCAGAGUGACGCCUACAUGGCAUAAACUUUCCUUGGAUCUGUGGGAAUGGAGCUGAGGCCAUCUCCACAGUCCUUGGAAAGAGACUGAGCCAGUGUGGCCGUGGGUGGGAACUUCUCUCCAGAACCCAGUGAAAAAGUUAAUUGUCUGAACGCAUGGGCCUCUCAGAGCUUUAAAACAUCCAACACGUUUUUAAAAUAUGGAGCUCUAAGGAGCAAGAGGGAAAAAGACACUUCUGAAAGUGAUGCUGAACUACUUUCAAAAAAAAUGUUGCAUAUUUAUGCGACGGAGAGGUUAUUUUUGUAGAUGUUGUGAGCAUUUAAAACUCACUCUUUACUCCUAGGGAGAUAUAAAUAAACAGAACUCUCUUGUUCCACUGACUCUUCAGAGAUCUGUGUUUCUCAAGCUUGUGCUGCCCGUAGAGACAGUUCUUAUUUAUUAUAAAGUUUUGCUCUCCUCGGCAUCUGUACAUGAAGGGAAGCAGUUCUGGUCUCUGAAACCUCCAUUUUUUGUUCUCCAUUUCUGUCCACCCCCCCACACACAAACAGUGAUGCUUUCCAAUGAAGAGAUCAACUGUGAUGUCUAAAAUGAUCGGGUUUUUUUUUUCUUAACCAGAGCAAUUCAUUAAAAGUCAAUAAAUUUAUUUCUUUCAAUAGUAUCAA